Amoebophrya sp. A25 is the source of this 6918-nucleotide messenger RNA. NCBI's taxonomy places the organism in Eukaryota, Dinophyceae, Syndiniales, Amoebophryaceae. The record is from the annotation of a GenBank genome assembly.
GUACGCAUUAAAACGCCUUUUCUGCCAGUCGGAGGCCUCUAUACGUGCAAGGCUGUGCGACUCCGUUUGCAAGUAUCGCCGCAAAGCAUGCUGGUCUGGGACAACGCGAGAGGAUGUGACGCCAACGGUCCAGAUGGGGCCGGGCUUUUGCAAGAAGAGGUGGCACGCAAAGUAAGCGAGUCGUUCGCACCGCAGUGGGUUGAUUCGACAUUGACUCUAGUGCAUAAAGUCGGAAACAGCAAGAAGUCCUUCAUGGUUGGGAACCAUUUCAACGGCAUUGGGCAUCCACUGAACGAGAAGCCAGCGGCAGACACACUCUUGCGUGUCGGAGUCCAGUCCGACUUCUUGAUGUCGGGUCUCGUACUCGGCGUCUGGACGACACCGGGGAAGCAAGCGCGCGUAGGCAUACCAAUAGCUUCACCGAUCGACAGCGAUCAAGGCUUCAUGGAGCUUCUCAGUUGCGAGACCUGUAUGGUUCAGAUCAUCUACGUGCCCUUCCAGAACGUUCAAACCGAGAAGAAAUACUGCGCAAAAUAUUGUACUAACUUGUUACAUGAACUUCAACUUGAACUUUCCGCGCUAGCGCUUUUUUGUAGCUUUUUGUGUAGCUUCUCGUCGAUGAUCAUCAUGAGCAUCAUGAAAUUAAUGCGUGCGCAGCAGCGUGGUGAAUAUUUGCGAAGAACGUAGACCAAGAGUUUCUAAGUGUAAAUCUAGUAACUAAAGUGAUUCUCGCCAACAUUGUCAACAGCCUUGGACAUUGCUAACGUGGCACUUUCGGCUCCGCAGUGCAACCUGCUGGCACCAGAACUGCCGGUGGACGUAACGUACACCACUGGUGGCGGUCCAGCAUUCCUCGACGGGGAUUUCUACAUCGGCGGGAGUGGGCGAGAUCCAGUAGAGGCUAUCAUCAACGUUCCCGCUGGACAUAUGGAUCACGGCAUUUUGGUCGCACAUGGUGUCGCGGACGGGCAUCGGGUAACCUUUGAGCGCUCUUUGCCAGAUGGCUCGUUCGCGGAUGAAAAAGGUUCUGAUGAAGAUUCAGUCACUAGUGCUCCAUUCACGGGAGGUAUCGGGAAAUUGUUGACAGGGGGAAGAGAGGUCGUCUCGUCUAGUGCCGCAAGUCGAGACAGACAGGCAGAAAGAGAACAGCUGUUUUCCUUGUGGUCGCAGAGUGGUGGCGGCCGAUUGAGGAUUCGCUUACGUCCUGAAGUUGCGAGUCUCUCCGCGAACUGUUUGAACCUAAAUUUGCAUGUUUUCGCGGCAAAGUUGGAGAUGUUACCAAUAUGUCCUUGGCGCGACGUGACGAUCGGGAGUGCAGCGGGAAAAACGAUGGCCAGUCUGAUGAGUGCGAUGAACGGGCAGGCCAGCAAUACGCCACCGCCGACGAAAGGAACCGAAAUGAACAAAUUUUCAUUGGGCAUUCAACAGGCCUUGGCGCAGAUCCGGCCUUUGUCAGAGGGAAUCCCAGUUGACAUCUCGCACCUAAAUGCGCCUGAGUUGGCGGGCGAACAAUUGGACGGCAGCACGGCAAACAGUCACAUUCUUCGGCAUAUCAUUCGCGCCAGCCUUUCGAUCGACCUAGUCGCUGGUUUUGCGCAGGAAGACAUGCUUCGCGAGACCUUUAGCGUGAAAAAUCCGCAAGGCUUGCGCCUCCGGCUAGAGUUGAGCCUCGACCCACCAAUUGUUCCUGUGGAAAUGGUACAACGAAAACGAUACUCGACUUUCUGUUUUCUAGUAAUUGUUUCGAGGGAGAGUAGUGCUCGUUGGAGGCGCAGUCAGAGGACAUUACUCAACACCAUAAACCAGCUUAGUUCUAGUAGUAUUUUUGACAUUGCAGGAGUCCUUCUCCUCAACCUCAUCAUAGUGGUGAUGCCGAAAUUGCAUCGUCGAUUAACCUUUCUAUCAGAUCAUCGAAGACGAAAACGGGCAGGAAUUUGAUCGCGCCAAGCGCAUACGUGGAAGGCGACUUCUCUUUACGGACGAGGCGCUUCCUGAGGGCACUUACUACUUCGUGCUGCGAACACCGACUGUGCCACAGAUCCUGAGAAAACCACCUGACGGCUUUGGCGAUGUCGUCGUUAGUGGAGCUUACUGUUUAGACGCGGCAUUGACGGUUGUGGCAGAGCCCGGAGGACCUCUCGACGCAUGGCGCCAAGAAGUCGCAGCAUAUCCUGAACUCUUUGCUAUCGAGAAACUAGAGGGGUACCGGGUGCACGCUGAUCGUUACAAGGAAAUGGUACUGAAAGUGUUAAUAGUACCUGUACCUCUAUUGAUGAACUUGAAUUAUAUGAACUAAUAUAGUUCAUCAAAAUUUAUAUUUUCUUCAAUCGUCCUUUCUUCAGUUUCACUUUCUCUGCGUGGUAGGUGGUUUAAAGUACUGCCAAAUCCAACGCGCGAAGAGCAAAACAUUUAGCUUGCUUGCAUUGCUCAUUUUCACUAGAAACAUUUUCUUCAGACAUUUUCGGUGCCACUGCAUGUGAAGCAUACGGGGAGUACCCUGACGAUCACCAAGUCGUUUGCGCGGUCUAUUCGUUUACAGAGCGAGCCUAUAAAUUUGAAAUUCGGAAAACUGAUGAUUAUGAGCCCGGACACGAACGCAGUGCAAGAGUUCAUGCCGCACGUUUUUCUGCACUUAAAAGACAAUAGCGACACGAAGUUGAAGAUAUUUUUCGACUGCUCUCCUAGCGAGACGGCUGCAGCCUGUAUGGAGCAGCCUUUUCUGCUCACGAUAGGCAUCGCAGCCGGACAUGAGGACGACAACGUUGAACCGUAUGCGUGCCCGUCGUCGCUUGCGGUAAUGAAUCUGUGGCAACCACUGAUGGCACAGCAGUGGGCACAACUUAUCGGAAAUAGCAGACGAGGGAGGUCAUCGUCGGCUCCACCUCCUUAUAAUGUUGCGGGCGGUUCAUCAAUCGGGGUAACGAGCGAUGCGUCAAAUGAUGCUGCCGAUAGCCUAAUCAUGUCUUGCGUGAGCUCCUCCAUCUUCGAUAGCAAGGACGCACUGGUCGACUCGGAACGCGAGCAUUUCGCACAAGCGUGGGACAUCGAAGUUGCAGGACCGUCAGUCGUCAAACUGUCGUUCUGGGCGAGGAAUUUUGCGCGCUACGCGACGAAAUUGGGUUUAGUGACUCUUGAAGGCGUUUGGAUGGCGGAGGCACACGGGAGCAACGCAAAUCUCAAUCUGGAGUUGCCAGGUCCGGCGCAGUACAAAGUUCGACUGACAUUGUCUGAGGCACCGAGGAAUCUGCCAGCUGACGUUGAGGCUUCGACAGCGUCAUUAGCGAGUCUCUCGUCGACAAGUGCCGGUCAGAUGCUUGGACACAUGGAGAUCCGAAUCGUGCCCUUGGGAGACGAACUACGGCUAGCAGCCCUUGCAGCACCACUAGGGGGAGCAAACGCGGCCGAUCCGUUUCGGAAUAGCAACGUCAUGCCCCCAUCGCAAACCGGACAGGCACUAGUGGCUUCUAGCGCCAGCAAAGAGGCGGGAGCCAAUGUGGGUGUGAUGCCAUUGAUUGACGUGUCCGCGGCACGUGAUCUGCACCCUCGAUCCAAAUGCCAUUUCCAAGCAGCAACACUGCUGCCGAUGGACUUUUUCUCAUCCCAUGGCGGCUCUGCGCCCCUGCAUGGUCCUCUGCGAGCAGAGCACUUCCCUUCGCCCCCGCUUUUUCACGCGGAUGUGUUGUUGACCGACCUGCAUGACGGGAGAAAGAAAGUGUUUGUGCAACUACCAGACUCGUUGCAAACGGGCCAAUGGUUUUCACCACAGUCAGGUAUGUCAGAUGGAGGAGGACUGGCCAAAGUUGAAGCGUACUCGUUCCAGCUGAAACUAGGAGGCGACUUUCAAGACGGUGCGGAGGUCGGCUUUCGUGUGGAAUCAAAUGGAAUUCCGCUAGUGCCGCUGUGGAGCAGCAGGGACAGCAAAGUGUAUGAAGGAUUGCAGCCGAAGCAAAAACUCUGGCUAGCGUUUCACCGAAUACACCGUGUGCGCGGUCUCUCAGCAUGUCGGAGGUUUCACUUUUUCUUGGCGCUGAGUGCAGUCUCUACAUCUUCAUCUUCGUCAUUAGCUGCAGAGGCACCAAAACCCGGAGGAGGGCUGCUAUUGAGUGCUGUGCAGAGCGCUCCCGCGGCUUGCCCUGUGGGCUCAAGGGGUGCUGCGCUACUGGAGAAAGCGACGACAAGAAUAAAUGGAGCAGAGCAGAUUGGCGAUAGUGUGUUCUCAUCUUUGCCGGAACACAAGGAGGGCGCGGCCUUGCUGCCUUCCACGGCUUUGGCUGAAGCCCUCUUUGACUCGAAUGGCAGAACACCUGAAGCUGUACUAAUGCGUGACACCGAGCGGAGAAAACUGCAAAGCGACUUUCCGACGAAAGUUCCGUGGCGAGAUCUGGAGGGGAAGGUGAUAACGCUUUCAGGUACAACAGCAGUGCGACGUUUGAAGCUGGAGUUUUCGGAACAGGAUCUUGCUCGGUGGCGCAGCAUCGCGGAGCAGCAAAUAGCUACUAGCUCCUCCUCAUCCUCCAGUAGCGGCUUGUUGAGGUCAUCGUCUGAAACCUCUAGAGGAAAAAAAAUUUACGUUCAACUGCGCAUUGUGCAUAGCUAUUUGAGCGGUUCGCCGAGUCUUGAGGCAGGAUUGGGAAGCACGGCAAGGUGGGCAGUGCAGGAGAGCGACGACAGCAUACCAGGUCUUGACAUGGCUCGUGUCCUAGUCGUGGAGCUAGACGAGGUCUUGCGACUUUCUUGGUUUUUUUGGUGGGAGUCAAACUUCCCUGAUGAGUGUGGAGUCUUCUCUUUCCAAGCACGGUUGCUGUUUGCCACAGGAUCGCCUACAUCAUCCCCUGGAGGUUUACAGCAGCAGAUUCCAGCAUCUUCGUCCUCUGCAGGAACAGUGAUGAGCCCCGGCAUGGUCAGUAGAGAGACGAGGUCGCCCCCAACUAUAGCAGUAGGGGCGGGCGUUGCCUCGUCGACUCCGGAAACCAACGCGGCACCUCUAAACAAGGUGAAUCUGAACAUAGUUUUCCCUUUGAGUCGAGUAGUCCGCGCUAACGCAGUAAAGACGGAGUACUCAGUCCUUGCUGUGGGCCGUCCGCAAGUGGUCCAGCCAAAGCCACAUUUGGUCGAAAAUCCAGUUGGUGACUUCCACAUAGUGACUUGGAGGCGCGAACCAUCGGAGCGCAUGCAAGAUUUUCGAAUCUAUCUCGACGGCGACGAGGUCAUUUGGAAACAACGUAUGGAUUCACUAGUCCCCGGACUGGAAACAAGCUCCGGCUCAGUUGUUGGCGGACUCUCAAGUGUAAUCGCCACAGCAAGCCCGGACAUGACGGCACGGCGCAACCUACUGUUAAGGCCAUUUUGGUGAAGCUUAGCAUAAACAUAUUUUAGAUAGAUGGAGAGGCAGAGUACGAACAGAAUAUGAAGAAGAUCCAGAUAGUACUAGUAAGUAGACCUUCAUCUUUAUCAUUUUUGAAGUUUGAAGACCUCAUUUUCAGGUGAUUCUAUUUCUAGUUCUAAUUCUGACCUACACUUAGUCUUAGAUAGUUCAACUUCAAGUUAGUACGGGGUUAGUACAGUUGGGCAUCAUUUCAUUCUAGUUCUAAUUCUGACAACAUCAACGCCAUCUGCGAGCACGACUGCAAGCGCCGCUGCAGAUGGAGCGGGUCCGCGUGGCAAACAGGAGCACAGCCUUCUUGGUAAAGCAGGACGAGAGUACUACGACCGAGGGAGUAUUCCCAGUGCGUUUGACGGCUUACGCCAGAUCGCUGUUUUUUUGGUCAUUCUUGUCGUUUUCUACAUGGUUCUGAAGAUAUACGUUGACACGCAGCGAGUCCAGAAGGCUAUUGGCAGUGACGACGAAGACAGCAAUUCUGUCGAGAUGACGCAUUGGGCCAGCGCGCUGCCAGGGCCAGCAGGUUACCUAGUCGCAUCGCUGUCAUCUCCCAGAGGUACUCGCAGCACGACCGCCCGACCACGUGGUGGAAAGCCGCUCACGCUGUUAGAGCGUGGGGACGGAAUACACGCGUACACUUCGUACACAGGUGAUGCUACGACACCAGGAACCCGACACCAGGACGACAUUCCGAGCCGCGGUCUUACCAAUGACCUUGUAGAAAGUGUAGGAGGUGGAGGGGGGACAAGAAGAAUAGGCUCAUCUUCCUGCUCAACUAGUGCAAAAAAUUCAGAAAUACUGCAUCUUACAUCUGAGGACUUAGUGCACUUUGCCGGAGGCAAAGGGGGAUCUGACGGAGCAAGUUCUACUAGGAGGGACGACGGUUAUACACCUAGCCGAGCUCCUGGAGCUCAAUCAAGUUCAUCAAGCAGUAUGGCAAAUAACUACGGAACAACGAAUGCGAGAAGCUACAAUUCGUCGAGGAGUGAAUAUCGAGAGCAGGACGCAAUGAGUCAAUUUCUCGGCGAGCAGUAUUCAUCUUCUUCAAGACCACGAUCACAGUCGAUUGAUGACCCAUUAGCACCAACAACGGCCGCCUUGAGUCCUGGUGGUGGUGGACAUGCUCGCAGAGAAACGAUCUCCCCAACGCUGUCCGAUGACUUUGAUUUCAUGCAGUUGCCACCACCUCCUGCGCCUUUAUCACUACUGCCGUCACCAUCCUCGGUCGGACAUCCAAUAUUGAGUGGUCCUGGCGGUGGCGGUGCUGCUGCUUGAGAACAUGUUAGCUCGCAUAAUUUCAUCCCAAUUUUGAGUCCGUCAGCUACAGCAGUGGAUCCUGGUUUGUUUCCUUUCAUGUUCCCCUCAACAAGUACCGCAUUCUCAACGCCUGAGGUUGGUACUAUGCCGGGGGCAGCUCGACCACGCGCGGCGAUUAAUAACCUUGAGAAUUCAGUUGGUUGACGAGUUGUAAUGGGAUACCCUUACCGCAGCAGGCGAGCAAAAGGACUUUGUAGUACUAGAGCCUAGAGGUAUUCGUU